ACAUGCACACACACACGAGCAUGAGUCAGUGCAGUAGAGGAGUAGUGGAGCGCGCAUGAGAGAGAGAGAGAGAGAAAGCAGCUCGAGAGGAGGGAAAAAGCAGCAGCAGCAGCGAGAGGACUCGCGCUACUGCUGUAUACGUGCGGAUAUAUCAGAAGCACGCUGACGUGCGCCAGUGAGUCGUGACUUUGCGCAGUCAGGCUUUGCGUUCGUAGUCGCGUGGGCCACGUUGGCCCAAGAGCAUGCCCAAGAGCGAAUACGCGUGCCGUUGCAGACUGCUAUCUUCUCUCCUCCGACUCUUCCCAUGCAGCAGCGCAUCCAACUGCGAUUCUCAAUUUUGCUACUAACGCUACACCAGCCGAGCCAAAAAAUAAGUAGUCUCCCCCGAGGCCUCUCUGCAAGCACACGCGACGUCAAGGAGUAGAGGCGCAGCUGACGCCUGUUUCGCUGCUGCUGAUCGAUCUGGCCGAGCGUUAGAUUAUCCAGCGAGCUCACACAUGUUCAUCCCGGACGGGUUAAGGAGCUGCAUGGUGGAACCGGAUGUGUCGACUUACCUCCAGGCACCCUCGGUCGGCCAGGAUGAGUUCCAUCCAUUCAUUGAGGCUCUUCUACCAUACGUGAAGUCCUUCUCGUACACUUGGUUCAACUUACAGGCGGCCAAGAGGAGAUACUACAAGAAGCACGAGAAGCGGAUGAGCCUCGAGGAGGAGCGCCAGUGCAAAGAAGAAUUACAGAACGAGAAGCUCGAGGUGAAGCAGAAAUGGGCGUCGCGACUGCUGGGCAAGCUGCGCAAGGACAUCACCCAGGAGUACCGGGAGGACUUUGUGCUGAGCAUCACGGGCAAGAGGCCGGCCAUGUGCGUCCUCUCGAAUCCCGACCAGAAGGGCAAGAUGCGGCGCAUCGACUGCCUGCGCCAAGCUGACAAGGUCUGGCGGCUCGACCUCGUCAUGGUGAUCCUGUUCAAGGCGAUACCCCUGGAGUCGACGGACGGCGAGCGCCUCGAGAAGACGGCCGAGUGCGCCCAGCCGGGCCUCUGCGUCAAUCCCUAUCACAUCAACGUGUCGGUCAGGGAGCUCGACCUCUACUUGGCCAACUUCAUCACGAGUCACGAAGUAUUAAACGGUAUCUGCAACACGUCCAAGGAGGAGGAGAGACGGCGAAAAGGUGCAAGCUACCACGAACUGUAUAACGGUGUCGUGUGCAACGACACGAUCCUCGCGACUGGCGUCUUCAGCUCCAAAGAGCUUUGGAUGCUUUCAAAAGCGUCGAUUCUGCACGACCUCGGCGAAGUGCCGCCUCAAAUAAAUGCCAUCAAAAUAGAAAACCCGUACUACUGCAGCAGCUACACGCCACCGUCGGCGGCCACGGCAGCCGAGCACGCCGGACAGCCUCAGCCUAGCUUCACUCGUUUUUUCGCAGGCCCGCCGCCGGUGCAUCAGCUCAUACGCAACGACAAGACUGAUCAUCCGAAGACGCCGUCUCAGCAGCAAGCCGCCCAGGUGACGGUCUCCAACGCGCCGACCUUCUCGCCGGUGCUCAGAUCCGACCAGGACAAUAACGGACCGGCACCGUGUCAUCGGCCCAUGGACUCGCCUCACUCGCAAACUGGCCUCCACUCUCCGCACGAGUCGGCGCUAUCGUCGCAGCAGCAGCAGCAACAGCAGCAACAGCAGCAGCAACAGCAACAGCAGCAGCAGCAACAGAGCAUGUCGAGUCUCGCCUACUACCAGCCGGAGCAUCCGGGCAGCGCCGGCAGCGGCGUCGUCAAGUACCCGGAGAACGGCCACGACACCCUCUCGGACUUUGUGACGUUCGUCUGCCAGGAGGCCGAGAACAGCCAGCAGCUGCCGCAGUUUUCACAGUAUUACCCGAGCUCGAUGCUGCCGCCGCCGCCGCCCGCCCCGAUGGCCCGGCCCGUGGCCAUAAUCCGCUCGACGGGCGAGCUCACGGCCAGCAGCGUCGUCGGCCACGGCUCCAGCAGCCACGGGAGCGCCAACUCGCCGGUGAGCGCCGCCUCGCCCUGCGGCAGCGAGCACUCGUCCGAGCUGCAGGUGAACGCGGCCGUGGCGGCGGCUGCCGCCGUCCAGGACCAGAUGGCCGCUGCGGGCUUGGUCGGCGCGAGCUGCCAGUCCUCGCCGAUCGACCCGAGCGGCAGGAAGAGCCCCGCCAGGAUACUGGUCGCGGCGCCGCCCCACACCAGCCGAGAGUACACCUUCGCCCACUUCCACUCGCAGCCUGGACAGCAAAUAUUCACCUAUCCCGGCAUCGGCUCCAUGUCCGGGGUCAUAUCGCCGACGAACCUGUCGCUCUUCUCCUCGGCUCCGGUCUCGGUCUCGUCGAGGCCCAAUCCGCACCAUCAGCGCUCGCCCAUGUCGAACAUCGGGCCGCCGCCGCGCUGGAACGCAGCGGCGCCUUUCAUCAACCUCGAGGAUGAUUACAAUAUGAUAGCGCCGAUUAUCACCGGUGCGACGAGCGAGCAGCAGCAGCAGCAGCAGCAGCAGCAGACACCCACAGCAAUGGAGGAAGACAGAUACUUUCACCCCGUCCAUACGAGCAACGUCGUGGUCGAUAAAAACGGCAACACGGGCUUGAUAGGCAGCGAUCUCGGCGUCGGCGCGGAUCCCAAUUCACACCAUCAUCACCAUCACCAGCAGCAGCAGCAACAGCAGCAGCAGCAGCAGCAGCAAAUCAUGCAGGAGAAAUUGGGCAGACCAAAGUCCCCCCCGUGACACUGGAGGAACGUUAGCCACGUGAUGACGCCGUCGCCAACGAAGGAUAUGUCGCGUCGCUGCUGCUUGGCUCGUUGAGCGCAUCCAAACGAUGCGCCUCUACAUGUACAUAAUAUGAACCAGAUCAAAUGAACAAAAAACACCAUCGCGUAAAUACGUUGUCUAGGUAUAUAAGUGUAAAUUAAUUAUUAGUAUCCUCCCCGAGUACCCCCGUCCCUUUCCGAUCGACCUCUUCCCCGUAAUCCCCCUCCUUACAAUGUCUUCUCUGUAAACUCUUGGUGAAAAAUUUUCGAGUAUUCUUGAGAGGAGCGGUGUCGAGAUUUUUUCCUUUACGCUUUUGUACUAUGCAAAGUUACCGUAGAAUAUUUAUUACGAAAAAGCAAACCGCGACAAAAAGGAAUUUUUACGAGCAAAUAUAUAUUGUGCCAAAAAAAUAAAUAAGCGAAUUUUUGUAUUCGGUCUUUGAUAAGAUUUUGUAUGAAGAUUUCAUCGGCUAUGAACGAACGUUUGCGUCGUACAAAGAUAUACGGCAAGCGACGAAUACUUUUACUCGAAAAUUUUCACUCGAGCUGAUCGGUACGUAGUUGUUAGGCUUGUACGCUUGAAUCGCGCUAAAGCUCUGUAUUUGUAAGUGAAAAACAAACGUUAGGGAAAAUUUAUAUAAGCUUGUUUCGAUGAUUAUUACGUAUAAUAAUGGUAAUUGCAAGAGUCUUGAUAGUGCCACUCAGUCUUCCAAGUCUCUUUAAAAAAGCUCUCGUAUGGCUUGAUAAUUUUACGACGUUAAGGUGUUAGUCAUGUAACGAUUGCAUUCGUAGUUUGCCUCAAUACUUAUCUUUUAAUUAUCUCACGCGUAAACACACACUCAUACACUGAGCGAACAGUUCACUAUAAACCGCUGUGCGCGCCAACGGCGCCACAUCGAAACACCAUGCGCAAACUGAUUUUCGCCAUGCGUGCACUAUCUUUGUUUCGGCCGAGUUCCCCUCUACAAUUAUCGUGCGGCUAUCAUGGUCAUUCCUCGUGUACGCACUUGAUUUUGCCGUGCAGAGACCGCGGAUUUGGCGGGCAUUACACCGUCGUCUCGUGGUAUACGCAGCGUGCUUAACCUACGACGCAAUUUUACUUGUGUUCUAGUAUUAUUGUGAUUGUGAUUGGACUUGUUUUAUAGUAUUGUUAUGAUAGUGAUUGGAUAUUUAUAUUAUUAUGGAUCCAUCUAUUAACUCAUUACUAACAAGUUGGAUGCUGGAUGACUUGUCAUAUUAUAUGCUUCGUAAGUAAACUUUAACAUUUUCAAAGUCAUUUCAUCUAAUCAUUGAUUUUAUCAUGUUCGAUCGUGUUUUACAGUUCAUGAAAUUACUUACGAGGAAUUUAUUAAUUUAAGUAAAAGCAAAAUAGACUUAAUAGUACCUGAUAGCCACAGUACAUCUAGGAAUAAACUUAAUAAUGUAUUAGAACUGUAUCGAAAAACUUUGAAUUCUCAAAAACCGGUUCUCGCAGAUGUAUCAAAUCUCAAUCAAAAUGCUUCUAGUAACGAUUGCUAUUACGAAACUUCUAAAGUCCCUACUGAAAGAGAUAAAUUUAAAGAUUAUCAAGAUUUUUAUACACAAAGUAAUUUCUACUCAAAAUUUCUAUCUCUUUCACUUUUGAAAUUUGCACAUUAUUUACUAAUGAUAUUUUCUUAUAUACUCAUUCAUAGUACAAAAAAAUAAAAGAAUGUACAAAUUAUUACAUCAUGCUGAUUGCUUAUGGGGCAGUAUUAUUCUAUAUAUGUAUGCUUAUCAGGGCAACAUUUCAUCAUUGAGGGACGAGCUGAGUAAAAUAUUAGUGGAUGCAGAGCUUGAUAAAACAAAAGAGAGUACACUACCAUUUCACAUUCCCUCUAAGGUGUUCCAAAGUCUCAGUCAAGAAAUAGUAGAUUUUUUCCCAUGUGAAGAAAAAAAAGUAUAUUAUGAUUGUAGCUAUACUUUAUCAAAAGAAAACAGAUUAAGUAAUAAUACUAAUACUAAAAAUAAAAAAGGAA
Trichogramma pretiosum is the source of this 4749-nucleotide messenger RNA. It is a transcript of the gene NfI, whose product is annotated as nuclear factor 1 X-type. Bases 498 to 2729 code for a protein of 743 amino acids. Lineage: Eukaryota; Metazoa; Arthropoda; Insecta; Hymenoptera; Trichogrammatidae. The transcript is spliced from 11 exons. Gene Ontology annotation, biological process: regulation of transcription by RNA polymerase II. The record is from RefSeq and is a predicted model, not a curated record. Gene Ontology annotation, molecular function: RNA polymerase II cis-regulatory region sequence-specific DNA binding; DNA-binding transcription factor activity, RNA polymerase II-specific. Gene Ontology annotation, cellular component: nucleus.